Drosophila albomicans is the source of this 1911-nucleotide messenger RNA. Its product is annotated as calcium uptake protein 1 homolog, mitochondrial. Gene Ontology annotation, molecular function: calcium ion binding. Gene Ontology annotation, cellular component: uniplex complex. Gene Ontology annotation, biological process: calcium import into the mitochondrion; mitochondrial calcium ion homeostasis. The record is from RefSeq and is a predicted model, not a curated record. Lineage: Eukaryota; Metazoa; Arthropoda; Insecta; Diptera; Drosophilidae.
CACAAAAUCUACAACAAUCUAUCACUGGAACCACACAUAACAUAUCUGUGUUAUGUGUAUGUGUGUGUAUUCGUCUAUUCGCACUCAAAUGCAAAAGAAAUUUUCUGCUUUUCAUCUCCAUCGCCAUGUUUGCUUGGCUUUGGCUCAGUUUAUUGUUGGCAAAUUUCCCAGGGGUCUUAUACAACCAUUGAAAGGGGGGAGAGAAAGUGCAAAAGGAGAAGAAUCUAUGUGUUUGGCUUAGUUCAAACAUUUGCGCUGCUGAUUACAUUUAAUGCUCUAAUCGAAUGUGCUUCAGAGACUUCCGUGGCUUGCAGGCCUUGCAACACCAAUCAGUUUUUUUUUUGGGGGAGUUCGAAACAAAAAAACAAAAUACGAAACUCGCACGGAAAAAAAACGAUGACCUCAAGCUAAAGUCUAGUUGAGGAUUUGGCAAACAAAUGUCCAACGUUUUGUGGGCAUAGGUAAAAAUUCAAAAUUUCCUAUUGGCAACAGCAUGUUUUCCGCCCUCAGCAAAAUUGUGAACGGCAUAAAAGUCCAGAUGAAAGCAAUAUUGAGAUGCCAACAAAGUGAUAAUCUUGGAGUGCAGACGAAACAAUUCCGGAUAUUCAAAUACUGCAUGCUAAUCGUCAUCGCUGGCUUUGGUUGCAAGCGAUGGUUGUUGCCACAACUGCUGCCCGCUAUGGCCAACAAGGAGAAGCAACAGGAGAGGAAGCAGCAGCUGCAUGAGGUGAAGCUCUGGUGGAGUAGGCCGAAUAGAAGUAGCAACGAUCAUGCUACGCAUCGUGGUCGGUUUCGUGACAUCACCAUACGUGAGUAUGAGAAUCGAUUGCGAUACUCGCAGCCGGAGAAGAUCUUCGGGUACUUUGCAUCAAUCAAGACGCUCAAUAGUGCCGGAAAGUGGGAGGUGUAUAUGACGCCCAUUGAUUUCUUGCGGUCCAUGAUGCCGGGCAUCAGGCAACCGGACGGCCUGGGCUUGAAUCAGUAUCGCAAGAUGAGUCGCGAGGAGGCACAAAAACUCAGCUUUCAAUGCGUGCCCGCGGACAGCAUAUUCUAUAAGAUAAGACCGGAUGGUUUGUUGACUUUCACGGAUUAUCUGUAUCUGCAUAUGUUGGUGCCAAUGCCGGAUCAUUAUUUUGAGAUUGGCUUUCACAUUUUCGAUCCGAAUGGCGACAACAAUCUCGACUUGAAGGGCAUGAGCUAUCUGAUGCAGGGCGUCACUGGAAAUUCACGCUUCAAGGCGAGUAACUCGAUCAAUCAUUACUUCUUUGGACCAAAUUUGAAUGAGAAACUGAGCCUUGAAAAGUUCAUGACUUUCAAGCGCAAAUUGUCGCAGGAUAUUUUGCUGAUUGAGUUCAACAUGCUGCAUCGCUUGGACGGUGGAAGAACAGAGUUUAAGAAUAAGAAGGUCAUCAGUGAGCUGGCGUUUAGUACGCUGCUGUUAUCCUACUCAUCGAUUCCACGUUAUGAUAAGAUGACAACGUUGGAGCGUAUUAAGAAGAAGUAUAAGAACUCAAAGCGUGGCGUAACUCUAGAGGAGUUCAUGUCCUUCUUCAAGUUCGUCUCGAAUAUACCAACUAUUGAUAUAGCAUUAACAUAUCACUUUCUGGCCGGAGCGGAUAUAUCGCGUAGCACACUGAAGCAUAUCUCUGAUAUUGUUGUGGGUGUAAGCUUAUCAUCGAACAUGAUUGAUAUCAUUUUCACCGUGUUCGAUACGGAUAAUAAUGGCAUCCUUGGACGCACUGAGUUUCUGCAAGCAAUGCGACAUCGCAUGGCCAGAAAACGUCGCCUUAACCCAUGGGAACUAGUUAAAAGUGUCGUUAAAUGUGCUCAGAGCACAUUUUUCGUAUAGAGUGUGGAGUGUGAGAGACGUAAUAAAUUUUUAUUGGACAUAAGUGCAAGCGUCUUUAGUGG